This is a messenger RNA of Tupaia belangeri chinensis (Chinese tree shrew), 4734 nucleotides long. RefSeq names its product lactate dehydrogenase D (gene LDHD). Gene Ontology annotation, cellular component: mitochondrion. Bases 13 to 1527 code for a protein of 504 amino acids. The transcript has 12 exons. The record is from RefSeq and is a predicted model, not a curated record. NCBI's taxonomy places the organism in Eukaryota, Metazoa, Chordata, Mammalia, Scandentia, Tupaiidae. Gene Ontology annotation, biological process: lactate catabolic process. Gene Ontology annotation, molecular function: FAD binding; D-lactate dehydrogenase (cytochrome) activity; D-lactate dehydrogenase (NAD+) activity.
CACAGCCCUGCAAUGGCCCGUAGGCUCCUGGCUGCAACCUGGGGGUUGUUCCCCUGGAGGGGCUACUGUUCCAGGGGAACACAGGACAAACUUAGCGUGGGGUUUGUGGAGGCCCUGAAGGUGAUAGUGGGGAGCCCCCAUGUGUCCACUGCAGCCGCGGUCCGGGAACAGCAUGGCCAUGAUGAGUCGAUGCACAGGUGCCGACCUCCAGACGCUGUGGUGUGGCCCCAGAAUGUGGAGCAGGUCAGCCGGCUGGCGGCCCUGUGCUAUGGCCAAGGAGUGCCCAUCAUCCCGUUCGGCACUGGCACGGGGCUGGAGGGUGGAGUCUGUGCUGUGCAGGGCGGUGUCUGCAUUAACCUGACCCACAUGGAUCGAAUCCUGGAGCUGAAUCCAGAAGACUUCUCUGUGGUGGUGGAGCCUGGGGUCACCCGCAAAGCCCUCAACCGCCAUCUCCGGGACAGUGGCCUCUGGUUUCCUGUGGAUCCGGGUGCAGACGCCUCUCUGUGUGGCAUGGCAGCUACAGGGGCCUCGGGCACCAAUGCCGUGCGCUAUGGCACCAUGCGGGAUAACGUCCUCAACCUGGAGGUGGUGCUGCCCGACGGGCGGCUGCUGCACACCGCGGGCUGCGGCCGGCACUUCCGGAAGAGUGCAGCUGGCUACAACCUCACGGGGCUCUUUGUGGGCUCUGAGGGGACGCUGGGCCUCAUCACAUCCGCCACCCUGCGCCUGCACCCUGCCCCUGAGGCCACGGUGGCCGCCACCUGCGCGUUCCCCACCAUCCAGGCUGCCGUGGACAGCACCGUCCACAUCCUCCAGGCUGCAGUGCCCGUGGCCCGCAUCGAAUUCCUGGAUGACGUCGUGAUGGAUGCCUGCAAUAGACACAGCAAGAUGGACUGCCCCGUGGCGCCCUCGCUGUUCCUGGAGUUCCAUGGCUCGGCGCAGGCACUCGCAGAGCAGCUGCAGAGGGCAGAGGAGAUCGCCCAGUACCACGGAGCCUCCCACUUCUCCUGGGCCAAGGAGGCUGAAGAGCGUAGCCGGCUCUGGGCAGCACGGCACAACGCCUGGUAUGCCAUCAUGGCCCUGCGGCCAGGCUGCAAGGGCUAUUCCACCGAUGUGUGUGUGCCCAUCUCCCGGCUGCCGGAGAUCCUGGUGCAGACCAAGGAGGACCUGCAGGCCUCAGGACUCACAGGGGCCAUUCUGGGGCACGUGGGUGACGGCAACUUUCACUGCAUCCUGCUGGUGGACCCGGAGGAUGCCGAGGAGGUCGGCAGGCUGGAGGCCUUUGCGGAGCAGCUGGGCAGGCGGGCGCUGGCACUCCACGGGACGUGCACUGGGGAACACGGCAUCGGACUGGGCAAGCGGCAGCUGCUGCAGGAGGAGGUGGGCGCCGUGGCCAUGGAGAUCAUGCGGCAGCUCAAGGCUGGCCUGGACCCCCGCGGCCUCAUGAACCCAGGCAAGGGCCUGAACUGGGCCUUAGAACAAGCUGAAUGCGUCCUUCAAGUGGCUGCCACCCAUCGUGGGAUGUGAAAUUAACCUCCUUUGUCACACCUAUCCAUAGAGUGCCAUUUUGUGCCACCAGCUCUCAAAGCCAAGGUCUGUCACUCUGGGGCCCGCCUUUGUCCUGGGAUCCCUGGCCAGAGCCACUGUCUGGGACACUUGCCAGUUAUUCCCGCUAAGUCCGCAAGAGGGCACUUGACACCAUAAAGCUCAAAACCACAGCCUCUGCUCCAGGCAGCUGUCCCCAGACUCACCUCUGUCCAGGGCCUGUAGCUCUCAGUCCUGCCACCAGCCACCAGGGUAAGAGAGGCCUGGCUGCCACCCUUAAGUUCUUCAUCCCCUGUAGGUCCUAGGAGCCCAUGGUGCUGUCCUACUCCCCUUUCCCCUAAUCUCCCUGGAGCUUUGCCCCCCUUAAUACAGGGCCCAGGCAAAGGAUUCAGGGAGCCAGGCCGGGCCUGUGGGUCUAUCCUGCCUCUGCGACCUUGGCCCCUGGCCCUGGGUAGAGGCAGCCACGCGGCGCCUCCUUAGUCCAGCCUAACCGAAGGCUCUAGCAGACAGCAGGGACCCUAAAUCCAGGGCACACUUCCCUGUGACAUUUGUCCCACAGCUGCCCUGGCUGGGAGCGGAGGCAAUGCCAAGGGUGGUUGGAUGGCAAGUCUCCUGAGUCCUCUCAACCGCGGCCGGGCCCGGGUCCCAGGCUCCUCCCUUCCUGGCCUGCUGGCACCCCGAGGGCAUCUACAGCAGCUGGUCUCUCCCCCGGGGCAGGGCUCUUCUGUGAUGUGCCCUCCAGUGCCUGGCAACUAGUAGGUGCUCAGCAAUGGCCAUUUGCCCACAAUUUUUUUAUUAAGAAAAAUGCCAAACAUACAGAAAAGCUGAAGUACAAGCACACCAUUCACUGAAAUACCAGCCACUGGAGUCAAUGAACAUUUUGCCUUAUUUGGUGUAUUUGGAGGGGACUCAUUUGGAAUUGUAUUACACAGUUCUUGAAAUCAUUCACCUCUGUAAUUCAGCAUUUAUUCCUAAGAAUGACUCCCUCCUGCAAACCUCCACCACAUGGCUAACAGAUGGUCUUAGUGAGGGGCUCCUGUCCAGGAACCCCACGAAAGCACGCUGGCCUUUAGUAGAGACGGGUAGAACCCAACUCCUAGCUCUGCCCAGUUCUCUCCACUCCCAGACGGGCAGAGCAGGACACACAGGGUUCUGGGGAGCUGAGCAUGCACUCGACAUGCAGACCUGGGAAGUCCAGGCAAGCCUGUACCCACCCCCACACCAGGAGCUGACAACCUGGGUCUGAACUCAGAGGUCACAGCAGCCAGCAGAGGACUGGGUGCACCGCGAGGGAGUAGAAGUCACGGGUGGGAUGCACCAGCCCCAGGGGCCUGGCACAGCACCCAGCGGGGCUUGGUCGGCCCUGCGAAGCAACCAGGUGAACACGCAAAGCCUCCGUCUGCAGGUCCAGGGGUCAGGCGAGGAGAUCUCCUGCGGGGCUGGGCUCUGCCCCACCAGCUCUGCUGGAGAAAUUAAAUAUAGAACAGGGAGACACAGUUGCCAGGCAGAAGCAGGAGGUGCUGUGAACAGAGCUGUGCCCUCUGCAGUGACAGUCACAGGGAGCCUGCUGGGUCUGUGCCAGGGCCUUCAGGGACGAGGCCCUGACCCUCACGGUGACCUCUGAGCGGGUGAUCCUAUCUUCACUUCACAUGCCAGGAACCUGAAGUUAUGAUGAAUGAAGUGGUUUUCCCAAGAUCAUUCUGCCAAGCAGAGGACCCCAAAUGCGGUUGAGACCCCGUGUCCGCUCUCCACUCCAGGCAGGUCCGGUGCAGAAGCCCAGGUUCAGAACCACGGAACUCCUUCAGUGUGUCUCCGGGCGCACUGGGCACGCCAGUCUGCUUUGGCUCAUGGGUGCUCACUGGUCUGCAACGAGCACCCAUGCACGGAGUCGGAUGAUCUGAUGGCGGUGGGUGACUGCAGUCAGGGCAUCCAGACUGAGGCCUGGUGGGGUAGGAGUCCAGACGGCAGCACAAGUGCCGGACCGGGAAGGUGAGCAGACGUCUCCCUCCCGAGCUCGCCUCUGCCAGCUCUGCAGGAGGCUCUGGAAUGCCGCCUGGGGAACCUGGCUGGCACCUGGACAGGCCAGGCGGCCGUGUGCACUGCUGCCCCUGGCCCAAGCUUCCUGCCCAGCCCGAAACCUGCCAACUCUUUGUGAGCCUUAGUGGCUGCUUCUGGUUCAAGGGCUCUGAGCUGGCUCAGCCCCAAACCAGGGCCUCUUCCUGGCCUUGAUGAAACACGCCCAUGAGUCAGCACCGAGAUGCAAACUGAGCAACAGGCAGAGCUGGCGCGGGGGACUGGGGACAUGGGGCGUGGGAUGGGGACAGGCAGAGGUUGAGGGAGGAGGCUGGGCCCAUGCCUGGAAGAACCCACAUCCCUGUGGCUCCUCCGGUAGCUGCAAGAUCUUUGCCCUUGGAGGUAUUUCCGGAAGAGUUCUGUCACAACACUCCACAGAAGAUGGCAGGUUGACUCCAGAGUGCUUAAGAGGGUUAGUAAACUUGUAGGACGCACACCUGAUUGGCCACAUCCCUCCUCCCAAGUAUGAUGGUCUGAGAACCACUUUGCACACUGGGAGCCCCAAGUAGUAGCCUGCUGGAAUGCUGAGGAGGUAGGUGAGAGGCGGGGGUAGGCCUCUGCCCCGCUGCUUGCCUGUAUAUCAAUACUUCAUUAAAAUAAAAUCACACAGUGCAUCUUUUAUUAGACAUGAUUUUAAUACCAUAUCAAAACACCUUGACUAAUGAAGAAAGCUUUUCUCCCAAGCUUUGAACAUUGUUUUAAACAUUUUAUAAGUUUUUUUUUUUAAUUUUAAUAUAUAAAUACAGAAACCUAUCUUGCACGGGCUGAUGCCACGUGUGAACAUCAAUGGCUAAAAUGUUCUCAAACAGUGCCUGAAAACGGGGAUCUGUACAGAUUUCUUUAGUAAGUCUUGGUUUGAGUUUUCUGGGAAAAGGAUAUCCACAAGGGCCUAAGAAAAAUGUUGAGGCAUUUUUGCAGGACACUUGUGACUGUGAAAUCCUCUGAACUGACCAGACCAGGAGGGGAGGAGAAGAACGAGUGGAGGUGGGGAGGAAGUCCUCCACGGGUUGUUUUUUGGCAAUGAAAUCAAAACAGGAUUCCCCAGGGGAGAAAAGUGCAAAACCAGGCCAGGAAAAUGGAAAAGCCCUCAGGUGGAGAGGUGGGUGAGGGAGAGGG